Molecule: messenger RNA, 1647 nt
Organism: Thelazia callipaeda (thelaziosis nematode)
Lineage: Eukaryota; Metazoa; Nematoda; Chromadorea; Rhabditida; Thelaziidae
Source: the annotation of a GenBank genome assembly
AUGUCGUCUUCUACUCCUCGAAGUUGCAGUCUUUUAACAGUGCCAGUAUCAGCUGUCCAUUCAAUAACAGAUCCUGGUUAUGAUGGAAUUAUUUACGUUACUUAUUCAGUUAUGCGUGCUGAUAAAUAUGAGGCGCUGAAACCAAUCUUGCCAAGCAUCAGUGCUUAUUGUCAAAUUUACAAGAAUAUAGAAAAUGCAACUACUGUGAUUCCAUUCAGCUCCAAUAUUAUACCAUCAAAAAGACUGAUUUUCGCUGGAACAGGACCAGUUGAUCGCGAUGAAGAUGACGUACGUCGUUUUAAUGUCGCAGCUCGGAAUGGAAUGAAAUUAGCACUAAAUAUUGGCAUGAAAACACCGUUAAUUAUAACAUUACCGCAUACAAAGUAUCCACAAGCAGAGCUGGUUUCCAUUCUUGGUGCUAUGCAUGAGCUGUAUGUUCCCUUGAAUGUUCGAGAAGAAGAAAACAAAAUCAAAGUCGAUAAAAUUGGCAUUCUUGCGCUCGAUUAUGAUCAAAAGAUACGAUUUCAAUUUUUCGAAAAAUAUUUAAUCGUCAAAAGAGUGGCAAUAAAAAUUGCUAUCUUUUCAUUGGUAAAAGUAGUACAAGCACUUGAUGCUGCAUUCAUGGUUUGUCGUGAUAUCGGUGAUUCAGAUCCACAACGUAUGUCACCACCCCGUGUCGCACAAUAUGUCUCUAAUGCAUUUGCUGGAACGAAAAUUAACAUGCGUGUUGUUUCGGAAAUCAGCGAGAUUGAACGUGACUUUCCUCUUAUGGCAGCUGUAAAUCGUGCUGCUAGCAAUGUUGAAGAUCAUCAUGCACGUCUUAUCUGGCUUGAAUAUAUCCCAGAAGGUCAUUGUGAAGAAACGAUCAUGUUAGUCGGCAAAGGUGUCACAUUAGAUACCGGAGGUACAGAUCUGAAAACUGGUGGUAAUAUGUUUGGGAUGUGUCGUGAUAAAUAUGGUGCCGCAGUCAUCGCUGGUAUUUUCAAAAUUUUAGAAAUCUUGCAGCCAAAAAAUGUCAAGUUUUGUGGAUAUAUGUGUAUGGUGCGGAAUAGUAUUGGUUCCAAUUCGUACACGUGUGAUGAAGUUAUUCGCUCUCGUAGUGGGAAACGCAUUGCAAUAUACAACACUGAUGCAGAAGGUCGUAUUACGAUACUUGAUCCUUUGACGAAGAUGGUUGAGCUUGCUAUUACGGAGAAGAAACCACAUUUAUUCACGCUAGCAACGCUGACUGGUCACUGCGUUCUCACGUACGGUUCCAUGGCAGCAGUCAUGGACAAUGGUCCAGCACGUACUAUCCAUACUGCUGAAACAAUUCGUGAUCGAGGUGAUGCAUUUGGUCAGCCUGUCGAAAUAUCACGACUUCAUUCAGAAGAUUUUGCAUUUCAUGAUGCUGAAUGUGAAGCAGCAGAUUUGCGACAGUCAAAUACUUUACCAUCUGUCAAAACGCUUCGCGGUCAUCAAGGACCAGCAGCAUUCCUUAUACGAGGUUCAACGUUAGAUAAACAUGGAUGUGAUUCUCAAUUGCCUAUUCCAUUUACGCACAUCGAUAUGGGUGAUUGUAUGGGUGCACACCCUCAAGUGAGCUACCCUAAUCCACUGUUAGCGCUUGCUGCAACGUCAGUUUUUCAUUAUAUACCUAAUUUUUAA